Messenger RNA from Homarus americanus (American lobster), 2348 nucleotides. RefSeq lists its product as uncharacterized. Lineage: Eukaryota; Metazoa; Arthropoda; Malacostraca; Decapoda; Nephropidae. The transcript is spliced from 7 exons. The coding region runs from base 407 to 1135 and encodes 242 amino acids. The record is from RefSeq and is a predicted model, not a curated record.
GGUUGGGUGUAAACGGGACUGCCCAGUAUGUGCCAAUAGGCCCGCUGCAGUUUCCUCCAUUUUUAUGUUCUUAUGUAUUCCUCCCCCAUACCAUUUCCUCCUACCUGCACCAAAUCCAUCCACGUCACCUGCUUCAAGUAUUAGUGACAACACAGUGGGCUCAGCGGGCGUCUUCUGUCACUGAUACAUGUAAUACUGUGUUUAACAGUACCUUAUGUGAUAGUUUUAUGUAUUUUUAUGAACUUUUUUAUGCCAACUAUGGGUAAAAAUAUUUUAUUUUACAGUUAUAGACCAGUCGGCUCGAGUACUAAAGAAGAACGACCCUUGUCCUCGACCACAUUUAUGAAUUGAAUCCAGUACCCUGCCACUGUGAAGCAUCAGGUCUGGAGCAGCUGCUGAUGGGAGGAUGGGGAGCUUUGUUUCAUGGCUGCUACUAGGACUUCUCACGACCCCUUCCUUCUCCCUCGGCAACACCGCCUUCUUCACCAAGGUUUAUGUGGACGGGGGUGAUGCUCCGUGUGCCACCACGAACACCCUCUACCUGACGAAGGAGUUCACCCAUGCCAGAGAGAUCUACUGUCCCUUCCGCUGUGCUCAAGACCCCUCCUGCACUCUCUGCACCUUCACCGAUGGCCAGUGUAAACUCUAUACACUAAAGCUGACGCCUAAUGUGGCGUGUGCCGUGAGUGGACGAGGGACAGUAGGCUACUCCAGGCUGCCUAAAGAUUUGGCUCUCUACAAACACGUCGAUUACUCUUCUAUGGUCACCGACCACAUCGGCAUCUUCAGUGAAAUCACCAAUGAUGCCACCAGCUGGCAGAGCUUCACAUAUUGCCCGUGCACCACCAACCAGGGAAGCGAAUGGGUAAGGGUGGACUUGGAAAAGACCUACCUCGUCUCUUCCAUACUCCUCACAGCAUCUGCGGAUGUGAGAGAAACAUAUUUCAAAACUGUCAAAAUCCAUGUUGGCAACACCGGCGACGUACACUACGACCCUGUAGUGGCUGUGAAGAGUGCCGCCACCCCAAGCCCCUAUCAGGUGUUGCAGUAUGAUGUGGCAGCCAGGGGUCGCUUUGUGACGCUUCACCAACAAGAGGUGGGUUACUUCUGCUUGUGUAAGGUUCAGGUGUUCUAAUAUGCUCAGCAGGAUGAGCACAAUAGGUGUUGACCCGAAACAUUUUAGGUUAAAAUAUUUUGUCUGCAAAUAUUGUGAUGUAGGGAAUAUCAACUCGUACAGUACAGCUUUCAUUCCACACCUUUCUCUCCUACCCUAACCAAGCUUGAGCACUUGGCCAGGAGGAAGAUCACUAAAAAUAUUAGUUUAUAGUUUUCCCUCUAUUUUUUGUCUCAAAAAAGAAAGAAAAAAAUCUAAUGAACAGCUGAUGAUGACAGUCUCAGUUACACUAAAUAUUUGGAAUAAUCCCCCUCGUGAUUGUGAGGCUUACUAUUUAACCCUUUCACUGAGGGGACGUCACUUUUAAUAUUUAUUAUGCUAACGCCAGACAACUUUAUUCAACAUAGAGAGGACACCAUACACAAGGGAUUAAGAAAAACUUUAUUGUGGAGUAUGAGUUUAACUCAGCCAUUAAUAAUUUAGUUUUAGUUUGUGAUUUAAUGACUCCAAAAGUCUACUUUUAAGUCAGUGAUAACUAGAAAAAAUGCAAUUUUCAGUACAAAUGUUAAUUGUAAUUAAUGCUCUUAUAUACUGAGAUACUUCAGAGAAACAGAGAAGUGUUGUAGUUUUUCUUGGGCUGGCAGUUUAGUACAUGCUUUGCUGAGUUAAAAAUUGGAGUGUGGAGAUAUUAUCAGUGGUGGGUCCGCAGUGAUGGGGACCGUAGUAUUGUACAGUAUAUGCUAAAACAUAUAUCGGAUGUUUUGAAUUGCAUGUCUGUUAAAAAAACACGUGAUUCUUAAGCAGGGUCUCUAAACUGUUUUUUUUGAUGGAUUACUUUACACUCUCAUUUCGAGUUGUAAUGUCAAUAAAGUACAAUAUCACCUCCCUCAUUGGCGAGCCUCUGAGUCUGCUGGCUACUAUAUCAAUAAUAUUUCACGUACUCUGAUAGCUUCCUUGUGCUGUACAGAGUUGUGUUCUUAAAAAUUCAGAUGGCAUGCGGCAGCACCUUCACAUUCCCCCAGUCACUGAAGAUAAGUAAAGGUGACGGAGUAACGAUUUAGCCUAAAUAUGCAAUCCAUUAGACUCGACCUUACACUGUGCUUUGUUUUCUUAGUUGGUUCAUAUAGACUAGUUAUAGAGAAUUCAGUUUGUAUCCUGAAACAAUAAGUACUAUCUGUAAUGCUAACCUAUUGACAACUAACAGUCUUAAACGUUUAUUCACUGCAUGUCCACU